Messenger RNA from Gloeophyllum trabeum ATCC 11539, 219 nucleotides. RefSeq lists its product as uncharacterized. Lineage: Eukaryota; Fungi; Basidiomycota; Agaricomycetes; Gloeophyllales; Gloeophyllaceae. The transcript has a single exon. The annotation marks the transcript as partial. Gene Ontology annotation, cellular component: NatC complex. The record is from RefSeq and is a predicted model, not a curated record.
AUUACCCGUCUUAAAGGAUUGCUGAGGCAGCCGUUGCGGGUUACAGUCAAGGACGGCAGGAUCUUCCUGGGCACAUUCGUCGGCACGGACGACUCUCUGAACAUCAUCCUGGUCAGCACCGAAGAAUACCGCAUGCCCCAGGAAGGUGGGAGUCACCACAGUAGAUACGUUGGGCAAGUCAUGAUCCCAUGGAAUCUGGUCACGAAGGCCGAAGCGGAA